This is a messenger RNA of Trichechus manatus latirostris (Florida manatee), 2104 nucleotides long. RefSeq names its product succinate-CoA ligase ADP-forming subunit beta (gene SUCLA2). Gene Ontology annotation, molecular function: metal ion binding; succinate-CoA ligase (ADP-forming) activity; ATP binding. Gene Ontology annotation, cellular component: succinate-CoA ligase complex; mitochondrion. Gene Ontology annotation, biological process: succinyl-CoA metabolic process; tricarboxylic acid cycle. The transcript is spliced from 11 exons. The record is from RefSeq and is a predicted model, not a curated record. NCBI's taxonomy places the organism in Eukaryota, Metazoa, Chordata, Mammalia, Sirenia, Trichechidae. The coding region runs from base 1 to 1392 and encodes 463 amino acids.
AUGGCGGCCUGCAUGUUCUACGGCCGGCAGUUUGCUGCCGCCGCCCUUAGGAGCCAUGGGUCCCGGACGGCGCUGCAGGCAGCCGCCCAGGGUCUGGGAAGUUCUGGAUUGUUUAACAACGUUGGGCUCCAAGUACAGCAGCAGCAGCAAAGGAAUCUCGCACUACAUGAAUACCUGAGCAUGGAAUUGUUGCAGGAAGCUGGUGUCUCCAUUCCCAAAGGACACGUGGCAAAGUCACCAGACGAAGCUUUUGCAAUUGCCAAAAAAUUAGGUUCAAAAGAUGUCGUGAUAAAGGCACAGGUUUUAGCUGGUGGUAGAGGAAAAGGAACGUUUGAAAGUGGCCUCAAAGGAGGAGUGAAGAUAGUUUUCUCUCCAGAAGAAGCAAAAGCUGUUUCUUCACAAAUGAUUGGGAAAAAGUUGUUUACCAAGCAAACUGGAAAAAAGGGCAGAAUAUGCAAUCAAGUAUUGGUCUGUGAGCGAAGAUAUCCCAGGAGAGAAUACUACUUUGCAAUAACAAUGGAAAGGUCAUUUCAAGGUCCUGUAUUAAUAGGAAGUUCUCAAGGUGGUGUCAACAUAGAAGAUGUUGCUGCUGAGACUCCUGACGCCAUAGUUAAAGAACCUAUAGAUAUUGUGGAAGGUAUCAAAAAGGAACAAGCUGUCAGGCUUGCACAGAAGAUGGGAUUUCCACAUAACAUUGUGGAUUCUGCAGCAGAGAACAUGGUCAAGCUUUACAGACUUUUUCUGAAAUAUGAUGCCACCAUGGUAGAAAUAAAUCCAAUGGUAGAAGAUUCAGAUGGAGCUGUGCUAUGUAUGGAUGCUAAAAUCAAUUUUGAUAGUAAUUCAGCCUAUCGCCAGAAGAAGAUCUUUGACCUACAGGACUGGACCCAGGAAGAUGAAAGGGACAAAGCUGCAACUGAAGCAAAUCUCAACUACAUUGGCCUAGAUGGAAAUAUAGGCUGCCUGGUAAAUGGUGCUGGUUUGGCUAUGGCCACGAUGGAUAUAAUAAAACUUCAUGGAGGGACGCCAGCCAAUUUUCUUGAUGUUGGUGGUGGUGCCACAGUCCUUCAAGUAACAGAAGCAUUUAAGCUUAUCACUUCAGAUAAAAAGGUACAGGCUAUUCUGGUCAACAUUUUUGGAGGAAUCAUGCGGUGUGAUGUUAUUGCACAGGGUAUAGUCAUGGCAGUCAAGGAUUUGGAAAUUAAAAUACCUAUUGUGGUACGGUUACAAGGUACACGAGUUGAUGAUGCUAAGGCACUAAUAACAGACAGUGGACUGAAAAUUCUUGCUUGUGAUGAUUUGGAUGAAGCUGCUAAAAUGGUUGUGAAGCUCUCUGAAAUAGUGACCUUAGCCAAGCAAGCUCAGGUGGAUGUGAAAUUUCAGCUGCCCCUCUGAUCUGACAGCCCAGUGGAUGGCUGCAGGUGUUAAAUGUGCCAUACGCAUUGAAAAUACUGUGUUCUGUAUUAUUGUUCCUUUUCUUUUUAGUGUGUGGAGGUUGUAAUUGCCAUCCAGGCAUACAGACUUUUAAAAGCAUUUUGUCUGCAUUUAAUUCCACUGUUCAGAAUGAGCUGUUUGUAUAAAGAAUGUACGAUGCAGUUAUAUAGUUUCUUUUGUUGCAACCUUCUUUUCUGCUUCUCCUACAGAAUGUUGCUUGAGAUAUGCCUGUGUAUUAAUAUUGGAUGCAAAGUUCUUCAUUGAUAAGAGUCCUAUGAAUAAAAUAAGAUAUGAAGAUAAAGCUUUAUUCUUUAGUCUUAGAAACAUAUCUAAUAACUAGCCUCUUUAGUAGAGUACUGUAUUAAAAGUGUUUUAUAUACAGAGUUGUUAUCUUCAUCACCAAAUACAACAAGCUAAUUAUAUCAGUCACUAUUUAUAAAGUUUUCAAACACUCCCCAGAAUAUUCUUUUAUGUAUUUCAGUGAAGUAACUUGUUAAUUAUUUGAACAUUGUUUUAAUCACUACAAAACAUUGAUAACUGCAAGUCUUCAUGAUUCUGUGGUAUUAUUAAGAAGCACCUGUAGGUUUGUAUCAAAUAAAGGCAUAUUUACUAAGGACUUGGCAGACAAAAUUAAGAAUGUCAAUUUAUGUUAAUAAAAAUCUCCCAAAUGUGA